CUGUUUACUGGGUCGGGUUUUGGGAAAGCGCCAGAUUGCAUCAGACAGGGCCUGAGGAGGACACGUGGUCUUAUAAGUUGGGGCCAGUGAACAGGGAGGUGUCGGGAAACCAGACACAAACAAAGCUUUUGAAGACGACAGAGAGACAGACAGCGAGAGAGAGUCAGAUACGAUGGCCUCCUUGCCGAGAGCAGCCAGCCCGGCCCAGCAGCCCCCAGACCCAGAGGACGAAGACCCCAGCCUGGAUGAGUAUGACCUCUAUAGCCUGGCUCAUUCCUACCUGGGGGUGGGAGGCCGGAAAGGUCGCACCAAGAGAGAAGCUGCCACCAACACCAACCGUCCCAACCCUGGUGGCCAUGAGAGGAAGCUGGUGACCAAGCUCCAGAACACGGAGCGGAAAAAGCGAGGGGCACGGUCCUGAGGCGGAGCUGGAAAUGAGGCCAGAGCACCGACACCACCCAGCGACGGAGACAGGACCGCGGAGAAUCGGAGAAUGGGAGAAUCGGCACCUGGGGGCAGGGCCCAGGCCUGCUUCCCCCCCUUCUCUCCCCCAGGACUCAUCCUACCUGACUGAGGCUCUGAGGGGCCACCAAGGAAGUGCCCCCAGCCCCAGCAAAAGGACAAGAUAGGGAGUAAGAGGCAGGGAAUGGAGAGGCAGAGUCGCAAAAAAAAAAAAAAAAAAAAAAAAAGCCCCUAAAAAGAAAGACAGCAAACAAAUUGGACCUCCCUAAGGGUGGGAAGGACAAUAAACAAAGUACAGCUUCA
Molecule: messenger RNA, 765 nt
Organism: Neomonachus schauinslandi (Hawaiian monk seal)
Lineage: Eukaryota; Metazoa; Chordata; Mammalia; Carnivora; Phocidae
Gene: NUPR1
Product: nuclear protein 1, transcriptional regulator
Exons: 3
Coding region: 173-421 (82 amino acids)
Biological process (GO): negative regulation of cell cycle; negative regulation of cell population proliferation
Cellular component (GO): nucleus
Source: RefSeq, a predicted model, not a curated record